CCUCCUAUCAAUUUUCUCUGAAGAAGACUUCCGGUGGUGUGUCAUGGCGGUGGCAUGGUGAAGCCUACAGAAAGGGAAAAAUUCUCGCCCCUUUCGUCCUUUUCCAUCGAUUCAGGACAAAUUUUUAUUCAUAAAUAAGCCUGUCAGCUCCGGCCCUAUACGUUGGAUUUAUCACCAGAACGUCGCGGUGUCCCCCCACCCGGCCAUGGCGGCUCACAAACCAGUGGAGUGGGUCCAGGCCGUGAUUACUAGAUUUGAUGAGCAGCUUCCCAUUAAAGUUGGACACCAGAACACCCACACCAAAGUCAGCACAGAGCACAACAAGGAAUGUCUAAUCAACAUCUCUAAGUACAAGUUCUCCCUCGUCAUCAGUGGCCUCACCACCAUCCUCAAAAAUGUCAACAACAUGCGAAUAUUUGGAGAUGCUUCUGAGAAGAACCUCUACCUCUCCCAGCUCAUUAUCCUGGACACCCUUAAGAAGUGCCUGGCUGGGCAAUCCAAGGACUGCUUACGUCUGGAUGAGACCAUGCUGGUCAAACAGCUGCUUCCAGAGAUCUGCCAUUUCAUCCAUACGUACCGUGAGGGUCACCAGCACGCCGCUGAGCUCCGGGCUUCAGCUUCAGCCGUCCUCUUCUCUCUGAGCUGCAACAACUUCAAUGCCGUCUUUAGCCGCAUCUCCACCAGGCUACAGGAGCUGACGGUAUGCUCUGAGGACAAUGUGGAUGUUCAUGACAUAGAGCUGAUGCAAUACAUCAAUGUAGACUGCUCCAAGCUGAAGAGGCUGCUACAAGAAACUGUGUUGAAGUUUAGAGCUCUCAAGAAGCCUGCACAGCUAGCAGUCAUCAACAGUUUAGAGAAGGCAUUUUGGAACUGGGUGGAGAAUUACCCAGAUGAGUUCACCAUGCUUUACCAGCGACCACAGGCAGAUAUGGCAGAAGCUGCAGAAAAGUUGUUUGACCUGGUGGACAGCUUUGCAGAGAGUGCUAAGAGGAAGGCAGCUGUGUGGCCUCUGCAAAUCAUCCUCCUCAUCCUCUGUCCAGAGAUCACACACACCAUCUCCAAAGACAUCGUGGAAGACAGCAAGGCCAACAAGAAACUGUUUCUGGACAGUUUGCGGAAAGCUUUAGCAGGCCAGGGUGGCAGCAAGCAGCUGAUGGAGAGCGCCGCUAUUGCCUGUGUCAAACUGUGUAAGGCCUCUACAUACAUCAAUUGGGAGGAUCACUCAACCAUUUUCCUCCUGGUCCAGUCCAUCGUCAUGGAUCUCAAGGCUCUGCUCUUCAACCCUGCCAAGCCCUUCUGGAGGGGGACAGGCACCCAGAAUGCUGACGUUGAGCUCAUGAUGGACUGCUUUGUCUCCUGUUUCCGCAUCAAUCCUCACAACAACCAGCACUUUAAGGUCUGUUUGGCUGCCACCUCCCCUUCAACCUUUCAUUUUGUCCUGGUCAACUCUUUGCACAGAAUUAUCACCAAUUCCCAUCUGGACUGGUGGCCUAAAAUCAAUGCAGUGUACUGCUACUCUGGAGAGCUCCGCUUUAUGUUCUCAGACACUCUCAACCGUGUGAUCCAAGGCGUUGGCACCCAUGCUCCACUGCGCAUGACACCGAGUCUGACAUUCAAAGGGAAGAUGACCACCAGCCUUAAGUUCAAAGAGAAAACCACAGAACUGGACACUCGAAGUUACAAGUGUCUCCUUCUUGCUCUGGUCAAACUCAUCCACGCUGACCCUAAACUCAUGUUGCAUAACCCAGUGAAGCAAGCUCCAGACGUGCAGAGCAGUACAGCAGAGCUCAUCACCGGCCUGGUGCAGCUAGUGCCUCUAACAAACACAACCCAGCUCUCACAAGAAGCCAUGGAGGCACUGCUAGUUCUGCACCAGCCUGAGACCAUCGAGCUGUGGAAUCCCGAUGCCCCCAUAGAGACAUUUUGGGACAUCAGUUCACAGGUGCUCUUCCUUAUCUGCCGCAAACUGAUUGGUCAGCAAAUGAUUAAUGGCACAGAAGUUCUCAAAUGGCUGAGGGAGAUCCUUAUCUGCAGGAACAAGUUUCUGCUCAAGAACAAGGAGUGUGCCACUAUGGGUGGUGGUAUCCCCAUCUGUCGGCAAGCGCAGACAAAGCUAGAAGUUUGUCUCUACAUGUUCCUGUGGAGUCAAGACACAGAGGCAGUGCUAGUGGCCAUGUCGUGUUUUCGCCACCUCUGUGAGGAGGCUGACAUCCGCAGCGCUGCUGACGAGGUGCCAGUCCAGAACAUCCUACCAAACUACGCCACCUUCAGUGAACUGGCCUCCGUCAGCAACAUGAUGGCAACAGGUCAGCCGGUCCACCUUGCAAAGAGGGUGAUGGCCUUGCUAAGGAGGAUAGAGCACCCUACACCAGGAAACAUUGAGGCUUGGGAGGACACAUAUACUAAAUGGGACCAGGUCACCAAACAGAAUCUCAACUUCCCCAAAAACAAGGCAGAUGAUGGGCAGCAGGAGUGGAUCAACAUGACAGGCUUCCUGUGUGCUCUGGGUGGUGUUUGUCUCCAGCAGCGCAGCACCCCCAGCCUAGCGACCUACAGCCCACCUAUGGGCCCCAUGAGUGAGCGCAAACACUCCAUGAUCUCCAUGGACCCCUGUGGUAUAUCCAACCCUGUGGCCUCAACAUCCUCCUGCUCCUCAUCGGCUUCCAGCGAGACACCAGUCAGUCGCUUCUUGGACCGGCUGCUGGCCCUGCUGGUGUGUGGUCAUGACAGAGGCUUCCAUGUUCACACAAAUGUGAAAGACCUACUGGGGCUGGAGCUCAGCCCUGCCCUCUACCCAAUGCUCUUCAACAAGCUGAGGAACAGCAUUGGCAAGUUCUUUGACACCCAGGGACUGGUUCCUAUCAAUGACAAUAACACCCAGUUUGUGGAGCAGACCAUAGCCAUCAUGAAGAAUCUGUUAGAUAACCAUACAGAGGGCAGCUCUGAACACUUGGGACAGGCCAGCAUAGAGACCAUGAUGCUCAACCUGGUCAGGUAUGUGCGCAUCCUGGGCAAUGUGGUCCAUGCAAUCCAGAUCAAAACCAAGCUGUGCCAGCUGGUGGAGGUGAUGAUGGAAAGACGAGAUGACCUGUCCUUCUGCCAGGAAAUGAAGUUUAGGAACAAGAUGGUGGAGUACCUGACUGACUGGGUGAUGGGAACCUCUAACCAAGCUGCUGAUGAUGACAUCAAGUGUCUAACAAGGGACCUGGACCAGGCCAGUAUGGAGGCAGUGGUGUCUCUGUUAGCUGGCCUUCCUCUUCAGCCAGAGGAGGGGGAUGGCGUAGAAUUGAUGGAGGCCAAAUCUCAGCUCUUCCUUAAGUACUUCACCCUGUUCAUGAACCUGCUAAAUGACUGCAGUGAGGUGGAGGAUGAGGGCCAGGCAGUGGGAGGACGAAAGAGAGGAAUGUCCCGUCGCCUGGCCUCCCUCCGCCACUGCACUGUCCUGGCCAUGUCCAACCUCCUCAACGCUAAUGUAGACAGUGGCCUCAUGCACUCUAUUGGUCUGGGCUACCACAAGGACCUGCAGACUCGAGCCACUUUCAUGGAAGUGCUGACCAAGAUCCUGCAGCAGGGAACAGAGUUUGACACUCUGGCAGAGACGGUUCUCGCUGACCGAUUUGAGAGGCUAGUGGAGCUGGUCACUAUGAUGGGAGACCAAGGAGAGCUGCCAAUUGCCAUGGCACUGGCUAAUGUGGUUCCUGGGUCCCAGUGGGAUGAGCUAGCCCGAGUCCUGGUAACGCUGUUUGACUCCCGCCACCUUCUCUACCAGCUGCUGUGGAACAUGUUCUCUAAAGAGGUGGAGCUGGCUGACUCUAUGCAGACUCUCUUCAGGGGAAACAGCCUGGCCAGCAAAAUAAUGACCUUCUGUUUCAAGGUAUAUGGGGCAGCAUACUUGCAGAAGCUACUGGAGCCUUUAUUAAGAGGGGUUAUCACCACCCCUGAACACAUCAGCUUUGAGGUGGAUCCCACCAGGCUGGAACAAGGUGAGAACCUGGAGGACAACCAGAGGAACCUCUUGCAGAUCACCGAGCGGUUCUUCCAGGCCAUUGUCGGUUCAUCCAGCGAGUUCCCCCCACAGCUCCGAAGUGUCUGCCACUGUCUUUACCAGGCUACUUGCCACUCUCUACUGAAUAAAGCAACAGUAAAAGAAAAAAAGGAAAACAAAAAAGCAGUCGUGAGUCAGCGUUUCCCACAGAACAGCAUUGGGGCAGUAGGCAGUGCCAUGUUUCUGCGCUUUGUCAACCCAGCAAUUGUGUCUCCCUAUGAGGCCGGCAUCCUGGACAAGAAGCCCCUAUUCAGGAUAGAACGGGGUCUCAAACUCAUGUCCAAGAUUCUGCAGAGCAUUGCAAACCAUGUCUUGUUUACAAAAGAAGAACACAUGAGGCCAUUUAAUGACUUUGUUAAGAGCAACUUUGAUUCAGCCAGAAGGUUUUUCUUGGACAUAGCAUCUGACUCUCCACCCAGCGACUCAGUCAACCACAGUCUGUCCUUUAUCAGUGAUGGUAAUGUGCUGGCCCUCCACCGCCUGCUGUGGAACAACCAGGAGAGGAUUGGACAGUACCUCUCCAGUAACAGGGACCACAAGGCUGUAGGCCGGCGACCUUUUGACAAGAUGUCCACCCUGCUGGCCUACCUAGGACCUCCUGAACACAAACCUGUGGCUGACACUCACUGGUCCAGUCUAAACUUGACCAGCUCCAAAUUUGAAGAGUUCAUGACCAGGCACCAGGUCCAUGAGAAGGAGGAGUUCAAAGCCCUAAAGACCCUCAACAUCUUCUACCAGGCAGGAACCUCCAAGACCGGCAACCCAGUGUUCUACUACGUGGCCCGCAGGUUCAAAACAGGCCAGAUAAAUGGUGACCUGCUAAUCUACCAUGUCCUCCUCACUCUUAAACCAUACUACGCUAAGCCCUAUGAGAUAGUAGUAGACUUAACACAUAUAGGACCUAGCAACCGCUUCAAGACCGACUUCCUGUCCAAGUGGUUUGUGGUCUUUCCUGGCUUUGCCUACGAAAAUGUAGCAGCUGUCUAUGUCUACAACUGCAACACCUGGGUGAGGGAGUACACCAAGUACCAUGAACGGCUACUGACAGGCCUGAAGGGCAGCAAGCGACUCCAGUUCAUUGACUCUCCAGCUAAGCUGGCCGAGCACAUCGAACCCGAGCAACAGAAACUACCUGCAGCCACGCUAACCCUGGAGGAAGACCUUAAAGUGUUCCAUAAUGCCCUCAAGCUGGCCCAUAAAGACACCAAGGUCUCCAUAAAGGUGGGCUCGACAGCAGUUCAGGUGACUUCAGCCGAGCGGACCCGUGUCCUUGGCCAGCCUGUCUUCCUCAACGACGUCUACUACGCCUCAGAGAUCGAGGAGAUUUGCCUGGUGGAUGAGAGCCAGUUCACCCUCACCAUGGCCAACCAGGGCACACCACUCACAUUCAUGCACCAGGAGUGUGACGCCAUUGUCCAGUCCAUUAUCCAUAUACGGACACGCUGGGAGCUGUCGCAGCCUGACUCCAUCCCACAGCACACCAAGAUUCGACCAAAAGAUGUACCUGGCACUCUGCUCAACAUCGCCUUGCUGAACCUGGGCAGUUCUGACCCCAGCCUCAGGUCUGCGGCUUACAACCUAUUGUGUGCUUUGACCUGCACCUUCAACCUGAAGAUAGAGGGCCAGCUGCUGGAGACGUCAGGCCUCUGCAUCCCAGCAAACAACACCCUCUUCAUAGUCUCCAUAAGCAAGACUCUUGCUGCCAAUGAGCCACAUCUCACACUGGAGUUUCUGGAGGAGUGCAUCUCAGGCUUCAGCAAAUCCAGUAUCGAGCUGAAGCAUCUCUGUCUGGAGUACAUGACACCCUGGUUGCUCAAUCUAGUUCGCUUCUGUAAGCACAACGAUGACGCCAAACGCCAGCGUGUCACUGCCAUUUUGGACAAACUCAUUACCAUGACGAUCAAUGAAAAGCAGAUGUAUCCCUCUAUCCAAGCCAAGAUCUGGGGCAGCCUGGGCCAGAUAACAGACCUGCUGGAUGUUGUGUUGGACAGCUUUAUUAAGACCAGUGCCACGGGAGGCCUGGGCUCCAUCAAAGCAGAGGUCAUGGCUGAUACUGCAGUGGCUCUGGCUUCAGGGAAUGUCAAACUGGUCUCAAGCAAGGUUAUUGGUCGGAUGUGUAAGAUCAUAGACAAGACGUGCCUGUCGCCGACGCCCACACUGGAGCAGCACCUGAUGUGGGACGACAUUGCCAUUUUGGCACGCUACAUGCUCAUGUUAUCCUUCAACAAUUCCCUGGAUGUUGCAGCACACCUGCCAUACCUGUUCCACGUGGUGACUCUGCUGGUAGCUACCGGGCCGCUGUCCCUUAGGGCCUCCACCCACGGUUUGGUUAUCAACAUCAUUCACUCCCUCUGCACCUGCUCGCAACUCAACUUCAGUGAGGAGACAAAGCAGGUACUGAGGCUAAGCCUGACUGAGUUCUCCCUGCCCAAGUUCUACCUGCUGUUUGGCAUCAGCAAAGUCAAGUCAGCUGCGGUCAUCGCCUUCCGCUCCAGCUACAGAGACCGCUCCUUCUCACCAGGCUCCUACGAGAGGGAGACAUUUGCCCUGUCUUCCUUGGAGACUGUCACUGAGGCCUUACUGGAGAUCAUGGAGGCUUGUAUGAGGGACAUCCCAGCCUGCAAGUGGUUAGACCAGUGGACAGAGCUCGCACAGAAGUUUGCAUUCCAGUACAACCCAUCUCUCCAGCCGAGAGCGCUGGUGGUGUUUGGCUGCAUCAGUAAGAGGGUGAGCCAUUGCCAGAUCAAACAGAUCAUCCGAAUCCUCAGCAAAGCCAGCCCUCUGCUCAGCAUAGACCGGGGACUGGAGAGCUGUCUGAAAGGGCCGGACAAUUACAACAGUCAAGUAUUAAUAGAGGCCACGGUCAUCGCUCUGACGAAGCUGCAACCUCUACUCAGCAAGGAGUCUCCCAUGCACAAAGCUCUGUUCUGGGUGGCAGUAGCUGUGCUGCAGCUGGAUGAAGUCAACCUGUACUCUGCUGGAACAGCCCUGCUGGAGCAAAACCUCCACACUCUGGACACAAUGCGCGUUUUCUACGACAAGAGUCCCGAAGAAGUGUUCAUGGAGAUCAGGCGUCCUUUAGAAUGGCACUGUAAGCAGAUGGAUCACUUUGUUGGCCUCAACUUUAGUGCUAACUUCAACUUUGCACUGGUGGGCCACCUACUCAAAGGCUACAGACACCCAUCACCCACCACAGUAGCAAGGACAGUAAGAAUCCUGCACACACUAUUGGCUCUUAUCAGCAAGCAUCUGAAAUGUGACAAGUUUGAGGUGAACACCCAGAGUGUGGCGUAUCUGGCUGCACUUCUCACUGUAUCUGAGGAGGUCCGAAGUCGCUGCAGCCUCAAACACAGGAAGUCACUCUUGAUUUCUGACCUCUCCAUGGACCCAGUACCUAUGGACACAUAUUCAAGUCACAUCACUGAUCCCAGCUGCAGAACUUUGCGAGAGACUCAGCCAUGGGCGUCACCUCAGGUUUCAGAUCGCUACCUUUCAGCCCAUCACUACCCCACAGUGGGCCAGAUCAGCCCACGAACUCGCAAGUCCAUGAGCCUAGACAUGGGUCAGCCUUCACAGGCCAACACCAAGAAGCUCUUGGGCACCAGGAAGAGCUUUGAUCAUCUUAUAUCGGACUCUAAAGCACCAAAGAGACCAGAGAUUGAGUCGGGUAUAACCACCCCUCCCAAGAUGAGGCGUGUAGCAGAGAAUGACUAUGAGAUAGAGACACAAAGAAUUGGUAACUCUCACCUUCGCAAGGUGUCUGUAUCAGAGUCAAAUGUUUUGCUAGAUGAAGAGGUGCUGACCGACCCAAAGAUCCAAGCUCUGCUGCUCACUGUGCUGGCCACCCAGGUCAAAUACACCACUGAUGACUUUGACCAGCGAAUUCUGUACGAGUACUUAGCUGAAGCUAGCGUUGUCUUCCCGAAGGUUUUUCCAGUUGUCCACAACCUGCUGGACUCCAAGAUCAACACUGUGCUGUCCAUGUGCCAGGACACCAACCUUCUGAAUCCUGUCCAUGGCAUUGUCCAGAGUGUGGUGUACCAUGAGGAGUCACCCCCCCAGUACCAGCCCUCCUACUUACAAAGUUUUGGCUUUAAUGGACUUUGGAGGUUUGCCGGGCCAUUCUCUAAGCAAACACAGAUACCGGACUAUGCCGAGCUGAUCGUCAAGUUUCUGGAGGCUUUGAUUGACAGCUACCUGCCAGCAGCUGAUGAGGAGCGAGGGGAAGAGCAGCUAAGGACGCCCACCUCCCCCUACCCCCCCACCAGCCAGAGCCAGCUCAGCAUCACUGCCAACCUUAAUCUGUCCAACUCCAUGACCUCACUGGCCACCUCGCAACACUCACCAGGUGUUGAUAAGGAAAAUGUCCAGCUGUCCCCCAGCUCUGCUUUGUCCAGCGGUUGUCGCACUCGCCAUGGUUCAGCCAGUCAGGUCCAAAAGCAGCGCAGUGCCGGCAGCUUCAAGAGACCAAGUAUCAAGAAGAUUGUCUGAUCAACCAGAAAACAGCCCCAUCCUCCUCUCUGCCCCUCCGCCAGGCCCCAUGCUGCACUCCACUUUUACUCUUUUUAUUUCCUCCUUACUUUUCAUGGUUGUUUCUCUGGCAGAAAAACUUGUGGUUUUCUGUUUUACAUUGAGAAGAAUAUUAACAACGGCAAACUUGAAAUUUGUGCUGCUUGAGAUUUUUUUUUUUACAAUCUUUCAUUUGAGACAGCGCAUGGUAGAGGAGAAACUUCUGUUAAAUUAUUUUAUUUCUCCUCUGGAGUCAAUGUUUAAGCUCUUCUUCACAGAUGUUCAGCAGCAGUUGAGUCUACUGCAGCAACGGAGGUCACACAACUAUUUGGGGGGAUCCCUCUGAGCCUGAUGGGAAUACAGUAAGGCCAAUGUGGACAUGGGCUAUGACAUUUACCAGAUUCUUUAUACAGGGGGAAACCAGUAACUGAAAUUAUGUCUUUACGCUGACGUUUGAUCCGUAAUAUGUCCCUUGGCCUUCCUUAUGAAUAAACACCUCUGUGUCAGUGAGAUGGACCAAAUGACAGCAGCAGGGGGGGAAUCCUUCACUCUGGACCUGCUCGGAUGUCUCGGCUCACCUCCCCCAUUUCUGUACAUAUUUUACAUAGAUGUACAUAUUUUACAUAGACAGAUUAUGUAAAACUAGACCUUAGUGCUACUUUAGAUGUUGACGUUUUCUCCAUGGUGUGCCUUUGUCAGGGUUUUUCAAUGUGUACAAUUUGUAAAGUAAAAGUCAAACCUUGCUAGGGACAAAGAACAGGUACUAAUUAUGGAGGCGAGCUGUCUAUAUUACCACCAGUUCACACGAGCUGCGUCAUGACGGGCCUCUAAUGAUCGUCAAAUAUACAAUCAUCCAUAUACCCUGUUGCCUGAAAGUAUUUAUCCUGUACAGCUAGAUAGUGCUACACAAAUCUUCUUUUCAAACUCUUUUCAAAAAUCUUCUUCAUUUCAAACACUUUUGAUUGUACAAAACACUAGGGAAAAUGUAACCUUGUAAAAAGCUCCAAGCUUUUUGUUUUGUUUUAUUUGCAUUUUGCUUUAAUUUAGUUGUUUAAUUUCAGUUAUUUUUGGAAUGAACUGUAUUUCCAGCAGCAUAGCAUUUUAUUUUGUUUACACAGUGACAGGGAAAAUUGUGUAAUAGGCAAUAAUCCUCAACUCUCAAACUUAUUUGUCCACCACCUAUUUUAUUUGUACAUAAAACAGGGAAAAACAUCACUAUGUCAGCUCGGUGCAAUAUGAUGCCAACUCCUGAGUUGCCUGUUAACAUAGAGAUGUAGCUCUUAUUAAUUACCUCCAAUGACCAUUUGAAUAGAUAGAGGCAGUGACAUUGAUCCCUUCAUAUACACACACCUAUGUGUGUAAAUGAACUACACACCAUUUGUUUCACCUUAACAGUUUGAGCUGUUUUACCCACAACCAUCAGAGGUUUGUCCUGGGGACUCUUAAAAGGAAAAAUCCACCCUAAAAGAGGCUUUGACAGUUUGUUUGUUAUAGCUUUGUGUCAUUGGAAAUUGUACAAGCAUUCUUUUUUUCAGAGAGAAUUUUAGCUGACCUAGAAUGAUGAGAUGACGCAGUGUGAGAUUGUGGGUUUUUCCUUUUAAGAGCUUUAGUAUUAAAGAACCCCUAUUAUACUCCUUUUCUGUGUCAUAUUUGUACUCUUGGGGUAUGCUAGAAUAGGAAUUACAUGCUUUGAUGUGCAAAUGACAUAAUUUUCUCAUAUUGCCAAUUGCGGCAGUGCCUGUACCUGAAAUGCUCUGGCCUGCCUUCUUGAAAAGCCCAGUCAGCUCUGAUUGGUCAGCUGGCCCACUCUCCAAACAAGGCACUGGACUGGCUGUGCUUGCUUAGGCAGCACCUAUGGGCAGCACAUACAAAAAAACCGGGCUAGCAUUCUCAAUUAGUGAUAUCAAUAAUUUAGAAAUUUCAAGCAGAAAUGUGGGCAAGGUGUUUUUAGGCAGUUGAGAAAAAGUGCUGUUUGUGGGAGAGAAAGCUCCAUUUUGAGUGAAAUUAGUUUUUUAUACUUUAUACAUCUAUUACAUACACACACUAAACUAUAUAACACACUAGAAGAUGGAAAAAAAAAAAAAAGGUUAACAGGAGCUCUUUAAUAAAUAAGGGUAUUGAUACAGAAGCCAGCUGUGUGACUUAACCUUCACACCAAAUGCUUGCUCUGCACUAAAGAGCAGGACAGAGAAAAAUGUGUUUGUAACCUCCAAGGCAACUGUUGGUUUCCAUUUAUUUUACUUUCAGAGGUUUGAAACUUGAUUGAGGUAGCUAUUCCGUCACAGUGAAUAUAAUGUGAUUGUCAGUGUUUACUUGUUUGUGGUAAUACAGUGCACACUGAUAAAACAAUCAGCACAAGAACCCAACACAUAGGCCUACAUCUGCAUGGUUGCCAACAAUCUUAGCUCUUCACAGAUCAGCAAAAGAGUAAGAUAAAAUGUCAGUAGCGGAAUGUUAAAAAUGUGUUUGAAAUCAUUUAUAAACUAUAUCUAUAAAUCGAGCAACCGUUGUGCGUUUUUGUGUCCCCACACAUGCGCAGUACAGCAGCAGAGAAGGGGAGCUGCUGUAGCAUGAUAUUGUCUUCCCAAACACCUACAGGAACAUCGCAACUCUUGUGUAAGUUUGCCCGUAUUUCCUAGACCGUUUGUUUGAAAGCAGACAACGGGAGCAUUGCGCUCAUGUAUGGGGCAUUACGAGAGCUGCUCAGUACAGGGAAAUAUGACCAUCCAAUCCCAGGCAAGAUUUAAUGGCUGCGUCCCACAUUUCCAGGUGGGCUUCACACAUUACCGUAACUUCUACACCGUUGGUGCUAUGAAUAAAAACAUUCUUAGAAUCCGCUCCACCAAGAACGAGAGCUUGUCGCCCAUAAAUGUGACAGAAUCGCAGGCUGCGGCUGUCACCAUUUACCAGCAAGGAGAAAGUAGGAAGAGGAAGGAGUGCAUGUAGCAAACAGUAGUAGAAAGAUGACUUGAGUUAAUUUUUGUGAGAGGAGAUGUCAAUAAUAUAGAUUUCUAGAGUCAGAAAAGCACCUGAGCAAAAAGCAAGUUGCUUCAGGGCAUACCACAAGGGCCAAAAAGAGCCUAGACAUAGUUAGACAGUCUAGAAAAUAAAAACAGCCUAAGGCUCACAAACUUUCUUGGAGAUAUGUAAUAUAGUUCAAAUCUGUAAUAAUUUCUGUAAUCUGCCAGAGAGAUGGCUUUCCUUUGGUUUUAUGGCCACACCUGAAUGACAUGCAACAGCGUUAAGGCUCUGACACAACAAGCCGAUGGCCAAGAACUAGUUGCGGCCUACGUUGCCUUUGUCUUGGCUACCAAUUAGCACUGAAACACACCGCAGACACUACUGCCCACGGCCCAGUACUACGUAUGUUCUGCGCAUGGGUGCAAGGAAAUAACUCCAUACCAGCAGGCGGCAGUAAUCUAUUGGUCAUUGAGAAAGGGAAACCAGAUACAAAAGUUGAUGAUACCCACAACAAACAGCAUUUGCUCGAAUCAGCAAUGGCAGAACGAAAUGGAUUCUAUGGCCCCUCUGAUUCACUCCCCGCUGGGAAAACAGCGGACAAAGGCAGAUAUCUUACCACACUGUCCAUCUCCCGGUCUCCCAUCUGUUCUCUUGGCAAAGAAGUCUCCUUGCAAUGGGAGCGGAGUAAAGGGAUCAAACCCGAAUGGUCAUUAACUGGCUGGCUAGCUAUUGUUAGCUUGCUAAUUCCACCCACAAUUUCCUACACUGGUUACAGAAAAAUAGCCGAAGAAAAUCGUCACUCAUGUGGCAAUAGCAAUGUGCUUUCCUGCGAUGACGAGUGUGUGAAUGAAACAUUAAGUUGUUACAUUUUACUUAUUUAGAGGCUGGUUAGUAAGCAAGCUUGCUUGCUUGCUUGCUAGGGGGCUAAUUGUUGAGCAGUGCAGAGAGUGGGAGGUCUUUAUAUUAAAUUUCACGGUAUAUGAUAUUAGUUUAUAGACGUUAGUUUAUUUUGUAAUAUGUAGGUAUGUAUUAAAAGAUUUUGUGACAUGUUUAUGUUGAAAUAAAUAUACCUACACAAAUAGUUAUGUAUAUCUCGUACGUUUGCCAUAUUAUGGACAUAAUGUGCAAAAAUAAUUAUUCUAAUCGGGUUUUUUUUUAAAGGAACAUUUAAACGUUUUUUUGGCCAGUUUUGUCAGCUCUUAUGUGUUGGAUUGAUCAAAUGAGAAGAGCCUUCUGUGUGCACUUUCACAGUCGUUUGUUGCUCUCAGCACUACAGUUUUCAGCGGCCAAAACAAGGGCCAGUGACCGCCUUGGUGUGUCAGGGCCUUUACAUUGCCAUCUUUCAUCUUGGUAAUACACCACACACUCCGGAUGCAGUGUGCCUGUGUGGAAAAAAUUAUAUCUUGUCACACUUAUGUAAAAUCUGUUUUUUUCAUACACAUUUACAUUUAAAAAAAAAAAGGUUAGUGUUUUUUGCACCAAAAUGGCACUUAGACUCUAACAAUGCCACAGGACAAUAUGUCCUGACGUCUACUGCUAAGGUCCUAAGGACACGCCAUGUCUGAAGUCAUUUGUAUGUGUAGUUCUUGAGAAAAGCUGCAAGCAGCAAUGUCACCAUUACAAACACUUUUGAACGGGCACUGCACUUUUAUCACUAAUACACCAGAGAGCCAGAAACCAAAUUGUUUUUACACUGUAAAAUGUUCUGCUUAAAUACAUGUGUUCAGUUGGCUCAAACAUUACAAUCGGUAAUGGUCUUACUAGGGCAGUGUUUUGUUUAGGAUUUAAUCUUUAUUAUUAUAAUUCUGCCACAAUAAUGCCCCUUGAACAUUAAAGCAGUCUUGAUGGUCAUUUUUGAUGGAACCAAUGGCUGCCUGAAGGGUACAAAGGCACACUGAAAUAUCUAAAACACAAUGGUUUGUUGUGGAAAUGGUCCCACUUGUGGUUUAUUUGGUUAUUAUUUACAUAGGAUUGUUUGGUUUAACAAGUAUAGAAUUGGACUGUGUUGAUCAGUGCUCCACUCACAGCCUCUGUCCACAGCUCAGCAGGGUUGUUUCGUCAAAACGCUUCAUCCUGCCUGAAAAUCUAUGCAUGGCAAGAGUUAAGUGUUAUACAGUUCUGACUUUAAAUUGUCUGCUCACAUUGUUUCUCACCAUUCUAAGUGUUCAUGUAACCUUUGUGAAUCGGUUCACUACUGAUUUUUUAUCUUGUAAAUACUCAUCUGAGAGAAUGUUAUUUUCUUCCGUCCAUGCAGCUCCUUCAGUAAACGCAUAAUCAUUAGAUACAUUU
Molecule: messenger RNA, 13804 nt
Organism: Etheostoma spectabile (orangethroat darter)
Lineage: Eukaryota; Metazoa; Chordata; Actinopteri; Perciformes; Percidae
Gene: nf1a
Product: neurofibromin 1a
Exons: 57
Coding region: 206-8536 (2776 amino acids)
Biological process (GO): regulation of GTPase activity
Source: RefSeq, a predicted model, not a curated record